This is a messenger RNA of Meloidogyne enterolobii, 402 nucleotides long. The record is from the annotation of a GenBank genome assembly. Lineage: Eukaryota; Metazoa; Nematoda; Chromadorea; Rhabditida; Meloidogynidae.
AUGUUCGAAAUUAAUUUGCUUUCUUUCCUUGGAGAAUUUAAUGGAUCCAAAUUUUUGGUUUAUUUCUGCCUAUUAAUCUUCACAAUAAUUUUUUCGUUGCGGCUUGAUCAAAUAAUCAAUAUCAAUUAUAUUUUUGUGUUCUUGCCUUUGUGGUUAGGCGAAAUUUGUGUUUUUGUUGGUUUUAUAGUGGCUAUUGUCAGCCUUAUUGUUAGGCCUCCUUCAAGGUUUCUUUUGAUUAUUUUUUAAUUUUAUUGGGAAUUUUGGUCUUCGUAUGACCCUCUUAUAUCCCUUUAUUUUAAUGAGACAAGUCCUCGUUUUAUUCGCACGAAUAAGAAUAUUUUUUAAAAAAAUCAUUUGCUGACAAAACCUUUGGAUUUUCGCCAACAAGGGGACCUUUCGAAC